GUUAUCAAGUUCAGGCUUCUCAUAAUCAUAACUUACAAGUUGCUAUUUCUUAAAUCUAAAGUAUAGGGAGUGGUGCAUGAAUACAAAAUUUAUUAGUUCUGUUAUAAGGAUGUGAUUUUUUAAUAUAAAGUAGUAGUAAUUUGUUUGUGAUACUGAUGAUGACACUUUUUGGUAAAUAAAGUUUGAUGAUCGAAAUAAUGAUUGAGAACCUACUGUCUAAUAGUACGUAGUAAUCGUAACAUUUUCGAAGUCCAUUACGUUAAUUAUUGAAUUUUCAAAUAAGUUUUCAAUAUCGUAACAUUCGAACUUUCAGUAUGGAUAUAAUGAACGGCUAUGCAGGAGUGGACCCGAGUCGAGAGAGUGGGCUGGGCAGUGAUUCCGAUAACAUGGCAGAGUUGGCUGCCCUGCUCAACACUGAGAUACCUGAGGGCCAGAACAACCUCUCAGACAGUCACACCAAUCUUGAGAGAGUGGCAGAGUACUGUGAAGGAAACUACUUUCAGUCAGAAAACAAAAGAAUCGCUUUAGAAGAAACGAAAAACUACACAACCCAGUCGCUGGCAAGUGUUGCUUACCAGAUCAACACUUUGGCAUACAACUUCUUGCAGCUGCUGGACUUGCAAACUGCCCAGCUCAGCGAAAUGGAAAGCCAAAUGAACCAUAUUGCUCAGACGGUAAUGAUUCACAAAGAAAAAGUUGCUAGAAGAGAAAUAGGAGUAUUAACAGCCAACAAAACUACCAAUCGCCAGUACAAAAUAAUUGCACCAGCAAACCCUGAGAAGCCUAUAAAAUAUGUCCGUAAACCCAUUGACUAUAAUGCUCUGGACGAGAUAGGACAUGGAGUGAGAGCAAACACACCACGCAGCAAGAUGCGCGGUUCGCAGGGUAGUGUGCAGUCACUGAGCAGCAUGGCAGCAGUGGGCCCUGCGCCUACUACUAAGCCGCCCACACCCCCUCAGGUGCGUGGUGCAGUGGGCACGCUGGGCAAGGGUAGCCAGUACCGCACACCUCCUGCUGUCGCACCGCCGCAGGUGCCGAGUCAUUACGCCCCUAACUACCCACUAGGUCACCCUCGCCGCGGAGUGGGCUACAGCACCCUGCCCCUGGCUGCCCCCUCACCCCCACCCCAAGUGGGUAUGGUGCACCCUCUUCCUCACACUCCUUCCCCGCCAACGACUGCAUAUGAUCCUCACACCAGCAUGCCACCCCCACCAUCUCCUCUCACACUGUCCAACAACACGGCAGGUGUAGAUAUACUGGAUGGACACCAGCAUUUGAGUCGCAGAGACACAAACACCCUGCCCCACCAUCUGGCCCACCAUGCCCACCGUGCCAGCCCGCCACUCCCACCACCACCACAGCCCGAUGAUGAUCACUCACAGUUUGGUCAGUUAGCCACAAGGGGUCAACCCAUUGUCAGUGAUGAACUAGACCUGCCUGGUUGGGUACCUAAGAACUACAUUGAGAAAGUGGUGGCUAUCUAUGACUACUAUGCAGACAAGGAUGAUGAACUGAGUUUCCAGGAGUCUGCAGUGAUCUACGUGCUGAAGAAGAACGACGAUGGCUGGUGGGAAGGUGUGAUGGAUGGAAUAACCGGACUUUUUCCGGGCAAUUAUGUUGAACCUUGUGUUUAGGUUUAAACUGAUUUAUAUGAUCAGUUACAUUCUAUAUCAAGUUGAAUUUAAUACAAUUAUUUAGGUAUAAUUUAAUACAAAUCUAGUUAUAAGUUAUAGAGAUAUUAAUAUUCUGGUACAGUUUUAGUUUGUCUGUUUAAAACUAGCUUUAUUUGAAAGUUAAACCAGAAAAAUACGAUUUAGUUAUGUAAAUUUAUAAGCUAUCAUAAAAAAAUUUGAAGACAUUUUAAUAUAUUGAUGUCUCAGUUCCAAUCAGUUCAAUAGAAAAGCAAACAAAUGAAUAUCAUAACUGAAUAAAUAUAUAUUUGCUAAAUUUUGGGUAACCAAAGAUAAAUUUAGUGGCCUAUUGAUAUUUUUAUUACAUGUAGCAAGUUCUAUGUAUGAAUAUUUUAUUUCAACUUAGCACAAGUUUGUACAUUAUUCGCAAGAGAUUCUUACUAGCCUUUAAGUUUGCUGAUUAUAGUUUGGUGCACAGGUGCAUAGGUGCGAUACAAUAUCAUCAGAAAUAUAAAAUAAAUUAGUUUGAUGUGAUUUUAGUAAGUGCUAUAGUAUUUUAAUAUUAAAUUGUGAGCUCUAAAAUCACACUAAGAACUGAAUAAAUUAUUUAUUUUUUAAAACAUAUAAGUAUAUGCUUCAUCUAAUACAAUAAAUAUAUAAUUUUUAGUUGAUGAAAAAUUCAUUUAUAGCAUUCCAUCAUUCUUAUAAAAAUAAAAUAAAUUACUGUAGUUAAAAAUAAUAAACUGGUUGAAGUAUCCGUGAGAUUUGUGAAGACAAAAUAACUUUUUUUUAGAAAAAAAAAUACUAAAUAUUAGUGGUUGUACAAAAAUGUGAUUUAAUACAAGGUUUUGUUUCUGUAUACUGUCUUUUAUAAGUUCAGUAACCAAUUAUAUUAUUUACACAUGCUCAAGAUGGUGCGAUAAUUCUAUAACUUUACCUCUACAAAUACGUAAUAAUUGUAUUUUAAAAAUCCUUUUGGCCUAACUCAAUUGAACAUGGUGAAAUAUAUUAUUAUUAUAGUAUGUUUUUAUUAGAAUUCAUUAAGUUUAUUUUAUAAAGUCAUUAUACAAGAAUUCGUCUAAACUGUAACAUUCCAGGCUCUGAAGUGAGAGUUUUUGCACUAGUUUUUAACUACAGGAUGCAAAUAAUGUAUGUACUGCUGUGUCCAUGUUUAUAUUGAGCUUUUUUAAAAUACACAAACCAAUAUUAGCAUUAACAAUGUUAACAUUUUAUAUACUAGCUGCUUUAACCCAUAAUACCCCAGAUUAUUAAGUAGUGUCACACAAAGUGCUAAUAUUUAUUUACUACAUUUUUCAUGUUUACAUUGCCCUUUUUAAUAAAUAUUUGAUACAAUUACUGGUUUAACCUACAACAGCCAAGUGAAAGUGUUUCACUGAGUGCUAAUACUGAAUGAAGUGGCGUGUAUUUGUCUACAUUGACCUGUUUUGGUUAAAACAAUAAACAUACUAACUAGUUUAACCCUUUGGGUCCUAUGCAUUUUUUCAUAAUUUACUUCUAAAAGUACCAAAACAUAUUGACUAGUUUUGAUUCAACAAUCCCAGUGCUGUUGUAUCAAGUGUCACUCAAGAAUUCCAGCUAGUUUAAAUGUUAAUUUUACUAUUAUUAAAGAAGAAUAUAUAGAAGGUGGUGUCUAGCCUAAGAUAUGUUCUUCCAUAUAGCAAUCAUAACAACAGCUUUUAGUUGAA
This is a messenger RNA of Homalodisca vitripennis (glassy-winged sharpshooter), 3337 nucleotides long. It is a transcript of the gene Abi, whose product is annotated as abl interactor 2. Gene Ontology annotation, molecular function: SH3 domain binding. The coding region runs from base 315 to 1634 and encodes 439 amino acids. The record is from RefSeq and is a predicted model, not a curated record. The transcript is spliced from 8 exons. NCBI's taxonomy places the organism in Eukaryota, Metazoa, Arthropoda, Insecta, Hemiptera, Cicadellidae.